Fomitiporia mediterranea MF3/22 is the source of this 1279-nucleotide messenger RNA. RefSeq lists its product as uncharacterized. NCBI's taxonomy places the organism in Eukaryota, Fungi, Basidiomycota, Agaricomycetes, Hymenochaetales, Hymenochaetaceae. The coding region runs from base 1 to 939 and encodes 312 amino acids. The transcript has a single exon. The record is from RefSeq and is a predicted model, not a curated record.
AUGGAGAAACGACGUCCCCUACACCCGCUUCCAUUAUCCUGUUUUCUUGCACCCGAGAACUUUACCGACCAGCGCAUAAGCCCCCUCAAGUCAGCCAGCAAGCGUCCUAGGAGCCCUAGUGCCUUUCUGAGCCCCGCUAAACGUCGCAUCCUCCGCGAAGAAGGUUUCUUGCCGUCGCCGUCGUUGUCGGAGCCGAGGACUGUAUGCCGCGAAAGAUUUUUAAGUCAAGGUGGAAUGGAUAUUAGACUUCGUGGACACACAGAGGCCGGUACGCUAGCAACGCUAUGGGACGGGUCACGUUGUGCCGGCGACGACGAGGCUUUCGUCAACACGGCAGCCCGCAACACGUGUUUUGGAGUCUCAACCAAAGAACCUGUUAUACCCGGAAAUGGACUUGCAAUGCCUAGACGCUCUCCUAGACUCUCAUCUAGACGAGCUGACGGACCGACAACAUCCUCGCACGUCAUGCCACCGCUCCUGGUCCCUCGUGAAUUGCCCCCGCGACACAACCCACAGAGCUGUCACUACCCCGGUUUCGACGUGUAUUACGACUCUCAUAUCGAACUUCCGUCCACGUCAUCGCGUUCCAGCCCAGAUAUGGAUUGGGAAAUGGAUAGGGAGAUCGUGAAGGAGAAUUUGCCACUUCGGAAGAAGGCGAGGAAAGCGACCUCGCUGCCUACCGGGGGUGUCGCAGACGACACUUCUAGCGAGACGACCAAAGACAAGACUAAGGCAGCUUCGUAUCCCGCGACACCGUAUCACAACACGCCCAUCCACACUCCAGCGACGCCACAUAUACGAAGGACGCCACUCGCAGGUGCGAAAACGAAGUACGAAAUCACCCCUGGCAGAACACCGGAUAGCAACAGUAGCAAGUAUGCGAGAAAGCGAGCAUUGGAGCAGGAAGUGGAUGAAGUGUGCAGCGACGAGGAGGAUUAGGGUGGAGUGACCGCUAUCCGGAACACUCCGAUUUCGACUGGCGAUAAACGAUAGUGGUUACGAAUCUCACGUUGGCAUCCAUUUACUCCCGUUUUACGGACCUUCAUCUUGCAAUUCUCUAUUACAUCUGCUCCGUUUAUCAUUUGUGACAUGGUCUCAUGUCGUUCCGACCGUGGCAUUAAAAAAGCUCGCUGCAACAGCCCCAUCUCAGUCCUACAUAUCGAAAGCCACACAUCUAUUUGCCGUCCAUUUGUGCAGCCUCCCUCAUUUAAACGAUUAUUGUUUAAAUACAACCUUGUUCUUUAUGCUUGACUCAAACGACAUUCAUGAUAUGUUACCG